GCCGUCAGACGGGCGAUGCCGGCAGCCGUGCCACGGGGGAGUCGGUCCCGCCGGCCCGCCGAGCCGCCCCACGCCGCCCCAGAUUUCCUCCCCUGCGGGCGAGGCCGUGGCCGCCGCGGCCCGGCCCGGCCCGGCCCGCCCCGGCAGCCCGCCGGCGGGAGGAGGAGGCCGGCCCGCCCGCAGCCCGCCUCUCCGCCCGAGCCGGCCCCGGCCCCGCCAAGCCGGCUCCAGCCUCUGUCCCCCUCCCGCGCCCCGCAGGCCCCGGCAGCGGGGGCGGGAGUGCGGGGAGGCCGCCGGCGGCGCUGUAGCGCGGAGCGGUCCGCGGGCAGCGGGGGGCGGGCGGCUGCUCCUCCUCCUCCGCCUCCUCCCUCCGCGCUGGGGUGGGCUCGGCCGCGGCAGCCGGGCUUCGCUGCCGUGCCCUGCCCUGCCCUGCCGCGCCGCGCCGCCUGUGCGAUGGACUGGCAGGUGCUGACCAGGGAGCUCUCCCUCUACCUGGAGAACCAGGUCCGCGUUGGGCUCUUCGGCUCCGGCGUGGGCUUGUCCCUGGUGCUGGGCUUCGGCGUCGCCUAUGCCUGCUACUACCUCAGCAGCAUCGCCAAGAAACCCCAGCUGGUGGCCAGCAAUGACCGUUUCUGCCGCUUUCUCGAGGAAUAUUGCCCUGUUGUGACAGAAACUUACUAUCCCACGAUUUGGUGCUGGGAAGGUCGCGUGCAGACACUCCUGCGUCCCUUUAUCACCUCUAGACCCCAAGUACAGUACAGGAAUGAGCUCAUUAAAACAGCAGAUGGAGGACAGAUUUCGUUGGAUUGGUUUGAUAAUAAUGACAGCUUAUAUUAUCCGGAUGCCAGCACAAGACCCACUGUCCUGCUAUUGCCUGGCCUGACAGGAACGAGCAAGGAAUCCUACAUUCUUCAUAUGAUCCAUCAGAGCGAAAUGCUGGGAUAUAGAUGCGUGGUUUUUAACAAUCGGGGAAUUGCUGGUGAGGAUCUUUUGACACCAAGGACUUACUGUGCAGCUAACACAGAGGAUUUAGAGGCCGUUAUUCAUCAUGUACACAGCUUGCACCCCUCAGCUCCAUUCAUGGCAGCCGGUGUUUCUAUGGGAGGCAUGCUUCUUUUAAAUUACCUGGGCAAAACUGGCAGAGACACUCCUUUAAUGGCAGCUGCAAUUUUCUCUGCGGGUUGGAAUGUUUUUGAAUCUGUAGAAUCUCUGGAGAAGCCACUAAACUGGCUUCUUUUCAACUAUUACUUGACUACUUGUCUACAAUCCUCUAUCAGCAGGCAUCGACAAAUGUUGGAGAAAUUAUUUGAUAUGGAUCUCGUGAUGAAGGCUAGAACUGUGAGAGAAUUUGAUAAGCAGUUCACUUCAGUCAUGUUUGGCUACCGUACAAUUGAUGAUUACUAUGAAGAUGCUAGCCCAUGUCGCAAGCUGAAGUCAGUAGGAAUUCCAGUGUUAUGUCUAAACUCUGUGGAUGAUGUUUUCUCACCAGGUCAUGCUAUACCAGUAGAAACUGCCAAACAAAAUGCAAACGUUGCUUUGGUUCUGACUUCGUGCGGAGGCCACAUUGGUUUUCUGGAAGGAAUAUGGCCGAGGAAGUGCACUUACAUGGACAGAGUCUUCAAGCAGUUUGUGCAAGCUGUGUUUGAGCAUGGAAACAAAAUCUUUAGCAUGUAGCUUUGGACCACUAUUAGAGCACAGUGGCACAUUCUGACAAGGGCAGUUAAGCUUAAUGCACAAAUUUUAACUCCUGUAAGCCAGCAAAUGGAUAAAGUCCAUUACUACAUGCAAAAAUAUUUUUUGCCUAAGAUUUUGUAGCAAGAAACUAAAUAUUAUGUUGUCACUUUUAUAUUUAUUUUUAAUAUGCCUUACUAAGAAUGACCUUAAAUGAAACAACAUUCUGCAUACGUCAAAUUGCACUUAACCAAACCAUCAAGUAAACAGAUUAUAAUUCCUCAGGAUUUUAAUUUAAACCAGUACGUAUUUAGGAGACUUGAUUUAUAUGGCUUUUAAUAUUAGAAUGGUGACACUCAACAUAUAUUAUCCUGUUGCACAUAGUACAAGUUGGCCCGUUCCUUAGGGCACUGAUGGUAAAAAGCUUAAAAUAUGAAAACAAAAGAAGGAGGGACCACAGAGAAGCACUGGUUCUUCAUAUAAGACAAAACUUCAGCAUGUUAUUCCAUGGCAUUAGAUUGAUACCUGCUUUUGCUGUUCUACCAUGACAGUAUUCAGAUUUAGGGCUAGUUAUUGUUUUUUAAACUAUGUUGAUGCCGUACUUGUUUUACAUAAUUAUUUUUUAAACAGCUAAUUUAUAGUGUUUACAUAUAACCAAAAGAUUCCUUUAAAACAGUACUGUAAUAACUUAUGUAAUUAAAAGACAUCUUGCAUUUCAAAGUUCACUUAAAGCUGGGUGUUGUCGUAGAAUGUACUACAUACUUCAUAUAACUGGUAAACUCGAUGAUUCUAUCUGUUAUAUUACCCUGCAAGACCUUUUCAGUUUUGAAGAAUAAACAUUAGAACAUCAGGAAAUUAUGCUAUAAUCUGCUUUAAAUUAAAAAAAAAAAAAAAAUCAGAACCCUUUGUCUCUGCUAUUGUUUCAGAUAAUUUCUAAAAAUAAAGUAACAAACUGUUUAAAGAAGGCUGGGAGCUGGGUGGGGAUGGGAGCCCCAUCUCUCUGCUUAGUUUAUUUGAUCCUUUGUCAGCACUUUGGCAACAGGUUGUCAAAUCAUUGAAGCCUUUGCAAACAGGUUUCUGCCCUAGCGGCUUACAAGUUUGCGAGGCUGACUGGGGCAUCACUGUUCUCAGCCCUGAAACAGCGUGAGAGCCAACGUGGACCUCUGAGGAAAAAGGACAGUUGGGUAGAAUGUAUUUUGAAACUGUUGGGAAGUCCUAAUUUAGGGCAUACUGAAAUAAAAAAGAAAAAAGCUUUUAACCAGCUUCUGUGGAGCUCCCACCUUGUGCUGACCACUGAUUUGGGCCUGGCCACACAAGACAAGUCAGUAAAGAUGCCUUUGCAUUUUUAUCUUUUGAGCAGGGUCAGUACAAAAAGAAAAUGCAGAUUAAAACAAAGCAAGUCAGGUCUUUUGUCUCAAGCAGUACGUGAACAGUCCUCUCGAAAGGCAUGUUUCCUAGUAACAGCAAAGGAAGAACAAAAAUACUUUUUGUCUUUAGAAAAAAGAAAUUGGGACAUGCUUUACGAAAGCUCAUUUUGUAAGGUGGAAGGUUAAAUUAAAAAAUUAGAAAGUGCUUUCAAGUGUUGACUUUUCAGACAAGCAUUGGCCCUUGCCCAAAUAAUAAAAUCUGGUUUUUUCUCUAAUGAGGAAAAUGAGAAAAAUGACUUGUAAAAGCAAAAUGAAAAUUUGUGCAUGUUACUACAAUACAUUAAAUCAGCAUAUUAGUAGGGUGCCUUGUUUAUUCUGACAUUCAUUUCCAGUUUUUAUGUUCAUACAAAAACAAUGAGCAAUAAAUAGUGUUUUGAGCAUUAUAUUUGUAACAUUGGGUGCAGUACUGUUCAAAACUCAGCAUCAAGUAUUAAUAAAAAUAAAACCACUUAUCUUAAAAGCACACUGUACCAUUUAAAUAAAAGUAACGUGAUUAACGGCAGAA
Molecule: messenger RNA, 3603 nt
Organism: Phalacrocorax carbo (great cormorant)
Lineage: Eukaryota; Metazoa; Chordata; Aves; Suliformes; Phalacrocoracidae
Source: RefSeq, a predicted model, not a curated record